CUACUGGUUGUUGGAGCAGGUUAGGCCAAUGUGUACACAUGCAUUUAAUCGUGGUCUCUCCACUUGCUGCAGAUAUGUCUCCGUAAACUGUUUCUUACGACGUCUGUUUACGCUAACAAUAGGCCCGGACUCUCAGACCAGAAACAAACAAACUUGAGUCGCUAGGAAAGUAUGAAGCAGUGAUUUAUCAUAACUCUAUCCUUCCCAUCUCUUCUCCAUGCUGGUGCAUAGGGCCAGUACUUAGUGACAAGCCGAUGGCCACGAAGCAUGAAAAGAGCCACCGUAUGACACAGAUUGAAGCGGAACAUUGAAGGGGCUAGUCGCGUAAUCUGUAGGGCUGUAAGAGCACUACGAUUCAUUAUGUACACAUGCAUUUCAUCAGACGGGACUUGACUCUCUAUUCAUGGGGGCAAAACACAAUGACGACAGAAGUAGGAACUUCUAAAGUGCUGGGUGGUUGACUCCCUCUAAGGCAGGAAGCUGACGGGCUAUCUCACCGAGAUCUAAAGGCCAGGCGAGCUGAGGAAAGUUGGCAGUGCAUGAGUAGAGACUCGCUUGAGAGGAAGAGUUGGGAGUCACUCAGGCCUUAGUUGAAUGUAGACCAGUCGGUAUCCCUGACAGGGUCCAGCUCCCUGACCUUUCCUUACUGCCUAAGGGAGAAGCCAGUGCACUGAUUGUCCUGCGUGCUGUUUACUAUGUGCAGCUACCUAGAGGUGUAGUGGCUGUCAGUGGGACUGCGUGGUUCAUUGGUGGGAGGUGGAGCCAGGCAUGCUGUGUAUAAGCCCUGCUCAUCUAGUGAUAUAACAGGCAAUCGUCAGCACGAGUGGGAAGCUGCCUGGCUUGUUAGUCCACAACAGUAACACUGGCACACUCUGGGAUCAUACCUCCGGAUCUUACGUUUGGUGCACAGUAGCGUUUGUGGCAGCUGUGUAACUGCCGUUAUUGGGAUAUACUGGAUAACAAGUGUGACACCAGCACUCCAAGCACUGCUUGACUGAUAAACUCCUGGUCCAGGUGCCCCUUCUCCAAUGAGAGCAGUGCCCCGACAGAGGUAGUCUGGCGCUACUAGCCACGGCUGUAAAAUGUGGCGGUGGCAGAAGGAUGAAGCGAUUCAGUGCCCCGCCCUUGUCCACGCCCACACAGUACCCUGAUCCUUCCAAGCCCCCCACGGGGGAGGCGGAGGAUGAGGCCUCCCUCAGUGAUGGAAGCAAGAAAGUCAAGACGGCACAGUCGUUCGAGUCCUUGUUUGACAAUGAGACACUUAGUGAUGUGGUGCUCAACGUGAACAACAGUCAGUUCCUAUUCCAUGCUCACAAGAUGAUCUUGGGUAUGAAGAGCGAUGUUCUUGCAACGCUGUUGAACAACAUGGCAAUUGUUGAGGGUCAGAAGCCUGUGUUGUUUAUCGCAGAACCUCAAGAGUGUUGUCUGGUCUUCAGUAGAUUCUUGUACUUCAUCUACAGUGGUGCGGUCUGGCUGCAUCGCGAUUACGUCAUCCCGCUGUACAAGUUGGCCGAGAAGUAUGCAGUGCGUUCAUUGUCCUCGCACUGCGAGAGCUACAUACAUCAACUAUUACAGAAUGGUGUUGGGGCAAACGGUGAAAGUACUCGUGCAGGGUUUGCUGUUGAAACAGUCUGUGAUUUAUGUGAAAAUAACACUAGCUCUGAGGAGAUUCAUAAUAUAUCCUACAGCAUUCUGUGUUCGAGGUUCAAAGAGCUUGCACGCUCGGAGAGAUGGAUACAAUGCAGUUGGGAAAUAGUUCGAGAUUUAAUCAAAAGUGAUGAGUGCAAUUCCGAGGAGAACCUUAUCCUCACAGCAGCAACUGACUGGAUGAAGAAGAACAAUCUUCACUCCAAAUGCCAGAUUGAGGACAUCUUGUCCAACAUUAGGUACCCACUACUCAACAGACGGGUGCUCUAUCAUCUGCAGAAGAACAGUGCUUUCAAAAACUUCCCCUGCGUGCAGGAUCUGGUCAACACUGCCAUCAAGUAUCACGCUUUCAAGGACAUUCCUGAGGCAAAGGAUGACUUUACUGGCGUCCAGUUUCAGAGGCGUUCCGGCAGGCAGACGUCAUCUAUACCUGCCUCUGCUACUGCUAGUUCUCUGGCCUCAGAGACAGACUGUAACCUUGUACAGACUUACGGGCAGGCCUUUCCCCCUGCUCCUCAAUGACAUAGGGUAGGGUGAUUCCAGGAAGCACAUGAAUUGUGUAGGGGAGGGUUGAAUGGUUGAUUCACAUUGUAGAAGGAGACAAAGGUUGGGAAGUUUCAGGGCAGAAUGAUGGAGGUAUGGGACAUUUGAGGGAAACGUGAUUAAGAUCAACUAAACAUCAUGGCAGGAUAGAAAUUGGUGAUGUGUGAUUUUGGAUAACAACAUUAUAAGGGAAGAAAUUCAUGAAGUAAUAGCUUUUGAAAUGAAGCAUGAAAAAGUCAGGGGAUCCUUGUCAUUACUCCAAUGCCAAAAGUUUAGGGGAUCCCUAAAAUAAAAUAUCAGAGGACCCCAGAACUCUUUGAAAACUAAAACAUGGCAUUUGGUACAAUAAAAUGUGCAUAACGAACAUGAAAAUGGCAACAACAGAAAUGGAAGGUAGGAGAUGAGACACUGAAACAGGUGCCUUUGUACAAAGCGAUCUUAGCGCUAAGGUGAUCGUAACUCUCAUACCUUAACAUAGACUUACGACAACAACCAGAUGAGUAAAUGAAAGUGUAAGUUAGCAAGAUAGAGGUCGAGAAAUUCAAGGAAGGUUGCCAUAUUUGGAGGAUUGGGGAAGUUACAUCAGAACCCUGUUCUACAACACUGACUGGUACAGUUCCAUCCUCUAUAGAAGAAAGGCUUUGUUUGUUCAGGAUGUAAAUAUAUAUUUGACGUAACUGCCAUGCCCUGGUGGUAAGGUUGGUCAGCAGUCUCAACUCUCAUACCUUAGGGCAUCAUGGUGAUAAUUUCGUCUAUCGGCCCAGAGAACAUAUUUCAAGUGCAAGACCGAGGAUGGGAUGAAAAGUGCGCCUCAAAAUUCGUGAUAGAAAUACACUACAUGUUGUUUGUGUCAAGAUUUGAGGGAUUUAUUUAUUCCAGAGACAUAAAGCAUUCAGAAGGACUGAAUUUUUAAAAUAUCUUUUCCGCCAUUUUACGUCAUCUUGUGAGUUAUCCUUGUCACUUGUCACGCCACCAGGAACUGUAAUCCGGGUUGCCAGGAUGUCUACAUCGCCCAUGUCAACGGCAAUAUACAUGACAUUUAUGAGGUUUUAUUGCCUUUCACAGCAAAAACUGAUACUGUCAUAAUCCAAGCUUGGCAUGACUUACCAACAUAUUCAUCACCAAAAACUUCCGUCAUUGUCACAAGCUUAUUGCUUGGUAGCACAGUUCACCAUAAUCUUAUUUUACCACUUCUCUACUCAUAAUAUACACAGAGUCUGUGACCUAAACCACUAUCCUUAAUUCCAGUGUAGCAAUACUUCGGUCAGACUAGUAAACUUUGCAAUGUUGUAGAUACAAAUGUGUUGACAAUUAUUCCAAAAGUGUGGGAUAGUACGCUGAAACAGACUGUACAUACUAGUGAAAUGACUAGUCAGCAAUUCUGGAUGUCAGUUUCACAUCUUUGCUAUCUUCUUUAUUCUCCAGCCAAGGUGGUAAUGAAUUCACAUCUUUGUGCCAUUCGGCUUUAAGAAAUUGUAAAUAAAAUUUUCAAAACCAUAAAUAGCUUUUUAAACUUUUACACAGAACAUUUUUCUUAUCAAUACUUAAUUGGCAUAAUUAACCUAGCAAACAUUACAAUUAUGUGAAUGUUUGAAUCUGAGCAGCGUUUGGGUAUUGUAUAAUUUAUGGGACCAAGCUAAAAGGUAACGUGCCAACAUCCCAAGUUUGCUGUACAUCUUUUGCUCAAGCAAGAUGAAGACAUGUUAGUUAGUUAGCUCCCUAAUUUCCUGGUCUGAGUGUCAGUUGUUGACAUUGAGGUUUAUGUGAUGCCAUCUGUUAAUGUCUAUGUCAUUCUGGAAAGAAUGCGUGCUGCAAGAGGCCACAGUAAAUGUUAUUGUUUUAA
This is a messenger RNA of Haliotis rufescens (red abalone), 4033 nucleotides long. RefSeq names its product BTB/POZ domain-containing protein 17-like. Gene Ontology annotation, molecular function: protein binding. The transcript has 2 exons. Bases 1102 to 2169 code for a protein of 355 amino acids. Lineage: Eukaryota; Metazoa; Mollusca; Gastropoda; Lepetellida; Haliotidae. The record is from RefSeq and is a predicted model, not a curated record.